This is a messenger RNA of Lycium ferocissimum, 2254 nucleotides long. Its product is annotated as protein CHUP1, chloroplastic. The transcript is spliced from 6 exons. Gene Ontology annotation, cellular component: chloroplast outer membrane. Gene Ontology annotation, biological process: chloroplast organization. The record is from RefSeq and is a predicted model, not a curated record. Bases 217 to 2103 code for a protein of 628 amino acids. Lineage: Eukaryota; Viridiplantae; Streptophyta; Magnoliopsida; Solanales; Solanaceae.
CACAGUAGUUACAGACUUACAGUAUCUUCACUCUUCAUACCCCUAUAACUCUCUUAAAGAACCCCUACCCCUCCCCUAACCCUACCCCGUUAACCCUUUUCUUCCAGGCACAUAGAUAGGGACCUCAUUUUGGCCUAUUUCCUUCUCUUUGAAGGGAUAGAUAGCAUUCUUGAAAACAAUAAUUAGAGAGUUAAAGCUUUUGUGAUAGAUGCAAGAAUGGUUGCUGGCAAAGUAAAAGGUGUUAUGGGUUUACAGAAAUCACCUGCAAAUCCAAAGCCAUCAAAGCAAGAUUCAUCACCCAAGCCUCCAUCUCCUCCACCAAGCAAUACAAAACAACAAACACCCAAAACUACUACAUUUUCUCGUUCUUUCGGUGUUUAUUUCCCUCGUUCUUCAGCCCAAGUCCAACCUCGUCCACCAGAUGUUGCAGAACUCCUACGUAUAGUCGAAGAGUUGCGUGAAAGAGAGUCACGUUUGAAAACAGAACUCCUUGAAAAGAAACUGCUUAAAGAAUCAGUUGCUAUUCUUCCACUGUUGGAGAGUGAGAUCAAUCUAAAAGAUUCAGAAAUCGAUCGGAAGAGUCGGAUGAUUGAAUGCUUAGAAGUGGAAAACGAGAGACUUAGAGAAGAAGUAGAGAUAUUACAUAUUGAGUUAUCGAAACAAAAUGGGAGGUAUGAUGAGAGGAUUAAAGCUAUGGAAGCUGAGAUUUCUGAGCUUAAGAAAGCUAAUGAAGAGUUAUCUGUAACAAAUGGUGCACACAACAAAGCCAACAUGACCAAGUAUUUAAGAAAAUGCGUUACUCAACCUAGUAUUACUGUGACUACUUCAAAACAAGAGGAAAUUGUUAGUGCAAUGGAAAUAUGUGAAAGGCCUAGACAACAUUCUCGUAAUAAUUCAGAUGAGUUAGCUGAGAUAUCUGUUGGGAUUAUUGGUUUAAGAUCACGAGUUCCACGUGUUCCUAAACCACCACCAAAACCAUCAUCAUCGUCGUCUUCCUCCGUAUCUUCAUCGUCAUCUUCACCUUCUUAUAGUUCAUUAUCAGAUUCAGCUGAACGUGCUUUAGCUGAAAUUUCCAACAUUCCACCACCUCCACCACCACCACCUCUACCUAAAGUAGCAGCAGUUCCUCCUCCACCACCACCACCGCCACCGCCACUGCCGUCUACAGCGGUGUCUAAAACAGGUACAGCACCACCACCACCACCACCACCGCCACUACCAGGUUUAAAGCCGUUACCAGCAAAGGUCAGGCGAAUACCUGAAGUAGUUGAGUUUUAUCACUCAUUAAUGAGGAGAGAUUGCCGGAGAGACUCCGGUGCCGGAGUUAGUUCCGGUGCCGAUGGUCCAGCCACGGCGAAGGAUAUGAUCGGAGAAAUUGAGAACCGGUCAGCGCAUUUACUAGCGAUUAAAACAGAUGUUGAGACACAAGGAGAUUUUAUUAGGUUUUUGAUCAAAGAAGUAGAACAUGCUGCAUUCAGAGACAUUGAGGAUGUUGUGCCUUUUGUAAAAUGGCUUGAUGACGAGCUCUCUUACCUGGUUGAUGAAAGGGCUGUUCUGAAACACUUCGAAUGGCCUGAGCAAAAGGCUGAUGCAUUGAGAGAAGCUGCAUUUGGAUAUUGUGAUCUAAAGAAACUUGAAUCUGAAGCAUCGUCCUUUCGUGAUAAUCCCAGACAACCCUGUGGCACAGCUCUUAAAAAAAUGCAGGCCUUAUUUGAGAAAUUAGAGCAUGGAAUUUACAAUCUGUCAAGAAUUAGAGAAUCAGCUACAAAGAGAUAUAAAGUCUUCCAAAUUCCAAUUGAGUGGAUGCUGGAUAAUGGUUUUGUUACUCAGAUCAAGCUGGCAUCAGUAAAAUUAGCCAUGAAAUACAUGAGGAGGGUAUCCGCCGAGUUAGAAAUGGUUGGUGGUGGUCCUGAAGAAGAAGAGCUUAUAAUUCAAGGCGUUAGGUUCGCCUUUCGAGUACAUCAGUUUGCGGGUGGUUUUGAUGUGGAGACAAUGAGGGCAUUCCAAGAGCUGAGAGACAAAGCAAGAUCAUGCCAUAUACAAUGUCAAAAUCAGCAACAGCAGCAACAACACAAAUAUGUUUGCAGAUCUACACCAUGCUAAUUCAAAAUCUGUAGCGAACUCAGCUUCAGAAUGCUGUUAUUUUUGUUGUAAAGAGUGACAUAACCGUGUCCAUGUGUAUGUGAAUAUACCAAUGGCAGUAGCCAUUUUUCUGCAUAAACAUUUAUUAAUUUAUUCAUAAUUUGUGCGAAAA